Messenger RNA from Ascoidea rubescens DSM 1968, 1737 nucleotides. It is a transcript of the gene ARO8, whose product is annotated as bifunctional 2-aminoadipate transaminase/aromatic-amino-acid:2-oxoglutarate transaminase. Gene Ontology annotation, molecular function: aromatic-amino-acid:2-oxoglutarate transaminase activity; pyridoxal phosphate binding; L-2-aminoadipate:2-oxoglutarate transaminase activity. The record is from RefSeq and is a predicted model, not a curated record. Gene Ontology annotation, biological process: aromatic amino acid catabolic process; L-tyrosine biosynthetic process. The transcript has a single exon. The coding region runs from base 135 to 1640 and encodes 501 amino acids. Lineage: Eukaryota; Fungi; Ascomycota; Saccharomycetes; Ascoideales; Ascoideaceae.
CCCAUGCUCUUUCUCAAUUACAACUUGCAACCAGGUCCCAAUUAGCUUCUUACAAUUCUACUAUCGCUUACAACUGGCUUCUUCCAGAGUAACACUGCGCUCAUUUAUUGUCCCCUACCUUUUUUCCCCUUAAGAUGACACUUUCUCAUUCUACUGAAAAACCCUUUGCAAAAGAUUUAUCUUAUUUGUUAUCAACUGAGGCUAGAUCCCGUAAUGAGUCUCCUUUGAAAUCUGCUUUCAAAUACUACAGUCAGCCAGAUCUUGUUUUCUUGGGUGGUGGUUUGCCAUUGGCUACCUAUUUUCCAUUCAAUAAAGUUGUUGCUGAAACUGCUUUACCACCUUUCCAAAAUGGUAUUGGCUACGUUCCAACUACUAAAGCUGAGACCAAUGUGGUCAAAAUUGAAAAAAGACUUGAUCCAAAUUCUGAUGUAAAAGAUAUUCCUCUAGCAAGAUCGCUACAAUAUGGUUUCACAGAAGGUCAACCCGAGCUAGUAGCUUUCUUAAAAGAACAUACACAGCUUGUUACAAAUAUUCCUUACCAAGAUUGGACUUUAAUGGCCAACACUGGCAGCACUCAAGCUUGGGAUAACGUUCUUAGAAAUUUUUGUAAUAAGGGUGAUUCUGUCUUGGUCGAAGAGUUUACUUUCUCCUCAGCUUUAGAAGCUGCAAAUGCUCAAUCACUCCACACUAUUCCAGUUAAAAUGGAUGGUUUUGGUAUUAUCCCAGAGGAGUUGGCCAAAUUGCUAGACAGUUGGAACCCAGACACUCCCAAACCAAAAUUAAUCUAUAUUAUUCCCACGGGUCAAAAUCCAACUGGGUCUUCAUUAUCGUAUGAAAGACGAAAAGAAAUUUAUAAAAUUAUCCAAAAACACGAUUUGAUCUUAAUAGAAGAUGAGCCUUAUUAUUUCUUGCAAAUGGACGUCUAUACUAGAGAUUUACAAAAAAGAGAACAACAAAGAAAUAUGACUGUUUCGCAUGAAGAAUUUAUCAACUCAUUGAUCCCUACUUUCUUAUCUUUAGAUGUUGAUGGUAGAGUUAUAAGAUUUGAUUCUGCUUCGAAAACAUUAGCUCCUGGUUCAAGAUUGGGUUGGUUCAUUGGUCAAAAACGAUUAUUGGAAAGGUUCAUUAGAAUCCAAGAAGUGUCUGCUCAAGCACCAUGUGGAUUCACUUCUUCGAUUAUUAACGGUACAUUGCAAAGAUGGGGCCAAAAGGGAUUUCUUGACUGGUUAAUUGGUAUAAGAAAAGUUUACUCUCACAAUAGAAAUGUUACAAUUGAUGCAUUAAAUGAUUACAUGCCAUUGGAGGUUGUGGAUUUCAUACCACCAAUUGCUGGGAUGUUUUUCACUUUUAAUAUCGAUGCGACCAAGCAUCCUAAAUUUGCGAGUGAAUUCAAUAGUGAGCCAUUGAAAGUGGAAAAUGCUAUUUAUGAAAGAGCGUUAAAGCAGGGAUGUUUGAUGAUUCCUGGAAGUUGGUUUGUAAGCAAAGGCAACACUAGUCCACCUCAACGAUAUAUUCUUGAUAAUGAUGUUCAAAACCCCAAGAUUUUCUUUAGAGGCACUUAUGCGGCGGUUCCAAUGGAUGAGUUGGUCAAGGGUAUAAAACGAUUUGCCGAAGCUAUUAAAUUAGAAUUUGAGUUGUGAUUUAUUUUUAUUUUUAUUUUUCUUUAGUAAAAAGUUAAUUCUAUUAAAUAUUAUCUAAUAAAUACUAUCUAAUAAAAUGUGGUUUAAAAAGUUGUAU